AUGGCCAUUAGUCAAUAUCUAAAACAAAAAAUAUAUGAAUAUAAUGAAAAUAACUCUAACAAAACACAAGAAGAUAUUGCAAACCAUUUUAAUUCUCAAAUUUCUAACUUAAAUUUGGACUGGACUACAAUUUCUAAAAUUUUGAAAAAUAAAUCCAAAUGGUUAGCUAUUACAAAAAGUCAAUUAAGUUUAAUACAAGUUACUAAUGGAGAAAUUAUCCUAACAGAAUUAAUGAUUAAAGAAAAAGCAACUUACUUUGCAAAAGUAUUAAAUCUGGGCAAUGAUGCUUUAAAAUUCUCAAAUGGGUAG
Messenger RNA from Dentiscutata heterogama, 309 nucleotides. Lineage: Eukaryota; Fungi; Glomeromycota; Glomeromycetes; Diversisporales; Gigasporaceae. The record is from the annotation of a GenBank genome assembly.